Liolophura sinensis is the source of this 3134-nucleotide messenger RNA. RefSeq names its product cytochrome P450 4A24-like. Bases 426 to 1931 code for a protein of 501 amino acids. The record is from RefSeq and is a predicted model, not a curated record. Lineage: Eukaryota; Metazoa; Mollusca; Polyplacophora; Chitonida; Chitonidae. Gene Ontology annotation, molecular function: iron ion binding; oxidoreductase activity, acting on paired donors, with incorporation or reduction of molecular oxygen; monooxygenase activity. The transcript is spliced from 12 exons.
AAGGGAAAGUCAGCCUUUUUUAUGACGCCCAGGAAUGCUUAUGAAUAUUCAUGUCAUGUGACCCUCUACUGGUUUGAUUUUAUGUGUCUACUGCAUUACAUGCGAUUUAUAGUAAGGGACCUAACUCUUCUUCGAAAUAUGGCGAGCCCGACCUCUUUAUUUCUCUUCUUCACUACAGAAAUAAAAAACAAAAUGGUGGUACAGUUAACUUAGCAAUGUCCGAACACUGCCGAGGGGAACCGAACGGACAAAUCGACCUAGUUAUUGACGUGUUAGCCACCGCGCAGACGCUCGAUUUGAAUAGCACCUUGUAAUGACAUUGCAACAGUGUUUGGCCUCUCCAUACUCACGUAACCGUUGAUAGUAAGUGAAAGGACGUGAUACACGUGAGCACUACUUCCAAAAGUCGUUCUACCCGUCUAAACAUGGCCACGAUCGGCCUGUUGCUGAUCAGUGCGGUCGUUCUCUGGCUGUCAUGGCUCUUCCUCCGACACCGAGGCACGAUUCAGACCAUAUUGACCACACGGCGAGCCGCCAAGCAAUUCCCCAGCAUUCCUCCGCACUGGCUUUACGGGAACUUUAAUCAGGCCAAAGAUUGUGCGGGUUUCUUCAAGUUGUUCCACCAACUCACGCAGAAAUACAACCGGAAGUUUGUUUUCUGGUCAUCCUCGCUGCGUCCAGUUAUCACCGUCGUACAUCCGGAAACGGUGAAAAAUAUUCUCAAAAGCACAGAGCCAAAAACAACUGCUCUAGGAGCUGGUUACAAGCUCAUUGAGGAUUGGAUAGGAGAUGGGUUGUUACUAAGUAGUGGGAAAAAGUGGGAAAGGAAUCGAAAGCUUCUUACGCCGGCUUUCCACUUUGCCACCCUGAAGCCUUAUAUCAACGAAUACAACAAGGCCUUGGAUGCGUUUUUGAAUAAGAUUGAAAAAGAGAGUGAAAGCGGUGAUUUUAUAGAAGUAACAGGACCUAUCGGCUUGUUGACCCUCGACGUCAUGCUCAGAUGUGCAUUUUCCUAUGAAGGUCACAUCCAAGAACAAGGGUCAACUCACCCUUACGUCGUGGCAAUACAUAACCUGUCAGAUUUGGUCUUCAAACGAGCAGUAAAUCCCAUUCUGUACAUAAAGCUACUUUAUGAUAUAACUCCGAAUGGGAGGGAAUGGAAAAAAACAUGCGAUUUUGUCCACAAGUUUUCCGGUGAUAUCAUCGCAGCCAGAAAGAAAAUUUUGGAAAGCGACCCUGAUAUUCUGAAAAGCCGGCAUCUUGAUUUCUUGGACAUUUUACUGACAGCUAAAGAUGAGAAUGGAGAAGGCUUGUCAGACAUUGAGAUCAGAGAUGAGGUUGACACUUUUUUGUUUGAAGGUCAUGAUACGACGGCAAGCUCGGCUAGUUGGAUAACGUACGCAUUGGCAAAGUUCCCGAAUAUCCAGGAACAAGUGUACCAAGAAGUCAAGGACGUUUUGGGGUCAAGAACAAGUAUAGAAUGGGACGACAUAACAAAGCUGACGUAUACAAAACUGGUCAUCAAAGAAGCAAUGCGCAUGUACUCGCCUGUGUAUCAGAUAUCUCGACAAACGACGAAGCAAAUGGAGAUUGACGGUUGUCAUGUACCAGUGGGGAUGUCCAUUGACAUUAACAUCAUGAAUAUCAAUCAUAACCCAACUGUCUGGAGUGAUCAUGAAGUCUUUGAUCCGAUGAGAUUCGCAGGGGAUGAUUUCUCAGAAAGAAAUCCAUAUAAGUACAUCCCGUUCUCGGCUGGGCCAAGGAACUGUAUUGGUCAGAAUUUCGCCAUGAACGAGUUGUUGUCAUUCGUUGCUCGAACCGUCCAAAGAUUCAAACUGGAGCUGGAUGAAGACCACGAGAUCAUUUUCAUGCCAUGUGUGGUUAUGAGGGCAGAAACUGGAAUCAGAGUUAAGUUUGGGUCACGGAAAUAGUAGUGUGGUUUCAAGAUCAGAUUGACCGAUAUACUACUGAUAUAUGUCAUGCCCUCAACCAACCUUAUUCAGGACUCAGGGCUCCUAAAGGCAUUCUUGACGCCAAGUUGAAUACUUUUUACAGCUGGUAUUCAGAACCGUAAGCCACAUAUUUUCAGCACCAGCUUUAUAUAUCGAUCAUGUCACUCCUAUCCCUCCGUCUGUCUGUAAUCAUUUCAUUCCCUUGUAAACCUUUGGACUCAUUUGUUCGAAAGUAUAUUAGCUAAUACUGGUAUUAAGUCAUAUUUUAUAUUUAAUUUUUUUUCAUACUUUAGCUCAUAUUUAAUAUAAUGUUACAAAUUUGUUUAGGCUAAGUACAAAAUUGAAGACUUGUCUUAAAGUAAAAUGUUGUAUUAAGUUUUAAAUCAGUUUUGAACAACCGGGCCUUGGAGACUACAAAUACAACAUUCAUCUUGAGUAGAUAGUAUAUAGCGGCAUGCACUGCUAGAGGAUAUGUGGCAUCAUGGGGUAUAAUAUGGAUUCCUCCAUACUGGCAUAUAGGACACAGAUAUAUCCCAUGUGAACGAUUUUGACGGAAUUGCUUGGAUUCGCCAUCUACUGAUGACUUGUCUAUUGUUACAUUCAUUGUAUUAAUAGUGCUUACAAAUCAUCAUACUCAUAAUUGUAGAAUUAUAGAAUAUAUUAUAGCUCUAUACGCUGUUGAGAAAUACCAUUUCUGGUCUAAAACUUUCGUUAUGAACCCAUAGACAUCCUUAAAGAUUGAAAAAUAAGUUAAUCAUUUUACCACAAAAUGGUCUCGAACAUUACUUACAUUAUAUAUCCGAGAUAAUGUUAUCCUUGCAUUGGCGUAUGUGUACUCAGCGUAAUGCCGUAUCCAUGUUUGAACGCAUGAUACAGAUGUAAGUAAUCACUCUCUCAGGUAAUCAGUAUACUUGCACAGCCAGUUGUAUUGUCUCAGAAAUUACAUUUGAAAUACUUGACCAGAGCUGUGAGUCAGUAUGAACAUUACAAGCCCUUAGACUAUUAUGCUGUAAUAUGUAAUGAUCUUGUAAUAUGCUAUAACUGUUACACAGAUAUUGAUCAUUUUUACCGAUAUUCUACAGGUUCUUCCAAUGUAUAUGUGUUUCAGUAAUCUUGAGAAGUUGUAAUAUUUUAAUAAAUUUAAGAUGUACAUAAUGAUGUGAUUAACGAAGUAAAUUUUUA